UUAUAAUUAUUUAUUUAUUAUUUAUGUUUUAUUCUUUUAUUUUUUACGCACGUUUACUGUCGCAAAUGUGGUCAGAAAUCUUGCUACAAUGCAUUACAUUUUAAUAUAUUCAACACCGACUGAAACUUCUAUCGAAGGAUAUUCGCAUUCUAUGAUUUUGAGGCGAAAAAUUUUGGCGAAUUUACAAUUAAAUUAUGAUGGAUUGUAAGCACUGUAUAACAACAAGACCUGAAGCUCGAGCUGAACUGAAGCAUAGCAGGCUGAGUCCAUCAGCUGUUCCACGUUCCACGCUUUCACGAUCGGAUCAUGCGCGAGCAGUAUGGAGCAGUACGAGCACGCUGGAGACGAGUAGGUCGCUGUCAGUCGCUGUGCCCUUUGAUUUCACUUUCAUUAGAAUGGAAAUCCUUUGCGUAAUCUGUCAAGACCAAUUUUCAUCAUCCGACGACAUCUUUUUCACUCGUUGCGGACAUGUAUUUCAUCAUCGUUGCCUGUUACAGUGGCUUGAAAAAUCGAAGACCUGUCCACAAUGUCGUAACAGAGUAACGAUAGAGAAAAUCCAUAAGGCUCAUUUUACAGUUUCAAAUACCGAGAUUGCAGCAAAUAAUGUAAACAAUUCAACCUUGCAAGGGAAAAUAGACAGUUUGCAGUUUCAAAUUUUACUAAAUGAAAAGAAUAUCAAGUAUUACACUUCGAAAAAUACAGUUCUGGAGAAACAGAAUGCUGGCCUUAGACAGGAAGUGCGAAAAGUGGAAAGCGAAAUGAGGCAGAAAAACUCAACCAUCUAUGAUUUAAAAGAAAAGAUAAACUAUUUCCGGGCGAACUAUCAAGAGCGUGAUGUUCUCAAAAGAAAGCUGUCUCAGAAAGAAAGAGAGGUGGAGCAAUUCCGAGACAUGUAUAAAACACUGUCAACGGGUACACUUGAGGACGUACAGGAAAUGAUUGGAAAAACAACUGAUCGUAAUACUUUGAUUAAUUAUAUUUCUAUGAUGAAAAAGCUAAUGUUAAAGAAAACGGAAAAAAUAGUUAAUCUUGAAAAUCAACUUACAUUGCAUCAGCAGUCCUUAGACAAAGAUUUGAAUUUCGCAUUAUGCGAAAGUGAAAAUCUAGCCCUACGACAUCGAGUUAAUGAACUAGAAAAACUGCUUACAUCUGAUCAAAACUAUAUUUCCAGAUCUAACAAUCGAAGAUGCUCCAAUUCUUUGAUUACGAUAAAACCGCAAAAUACAAAACAGGAAACUGCAGGUCAAAAUAAUUCAUCGACUUCAGAGGCAGAAGUUGAAAUUAUUGAAACGAAUCAGGACAAUUCUAUACCUAAUUCUACACUCGACGAAUGUCCAACUGUUACAAAAAAAGCAAGACUAGGCUUGCAAUCAGGUAACAAUAGCGAGAAGACAAAUGAUGUGCAUGAAGACAAUGUUACAAAUACCGCAGGGAUAAGUUCACAAUCAAAUGUUAAAACUUCAUUGAAAAAAAGAAACUUUCGUGUUAUUAUAAAUUAA
This is a messenger RNA of Trachymyrmex cornetzi, 1499 nucleotides long. RefSeq names its product E3 ubiquitin-protein ligase TRAIP. Gene Ontology annotation, biological process: protein ubiquitination; replication fork processing. Gene Ontology annotation, cellular component: site of DNA damage; nucleus. The transcript has 6 exons. Lineage: Eukaryota; Metazoa; Arthropoda; Insecta; Hymenoptera; Formicidae. Gene Ontology annotation, molecular function: zinc ion binding; ubiquitin protein ligase activity. The record is from RefSeq and is a predicted model, not a curated record. The coding region runs from base 195 to 1499 and encodes 434 amino acids.